Molecule: messenger RNA, 2551 nt
Organism: Staurois parvus
Lineage: Eukaryota; Metazoa; Chordata; Amphibia; Anura; Ranidae
Source: the annotation of a GenBank genome assembly
GAUGAAGUGCCUGCAGACAUGGUUGCAGAAGAAUCAGGUCCUGGUGCACAGAAUAGUCCAUAUCAACUUCGCAGAAAAACUCUUAUCCCUAAAAGAACCGCUUGUCCAGCAAAGAGCAGUAUGGAGGGUGCUUCAACUUCGACAACUGAAAACUUCGGUCAUAGAGCGAAGCGUGCAAGAAUGUCUGGGAAAUCCCAAGACCUACCUGCAGCACCCGCAGAACAGUACCUUCAGGAAAAACUGCCAGAUGAAGUUGUGCUGAAGAUCUUCUCGUACCUUUUGGAGCAGGACCUCUGUAGAGCAGCUUGUGUGUGCAAGCGCUUCAGUGAACUUGCAAACGACCCUAUUUUAUGGAAACGAUUAUACAUGGAAGUGUUUGAGUAUACAAGGCCUAUGAUGCAUCCAGAACCUGGGAAAUUUUAUCAGAUUAACCCUGAAGAGUAUGAACCUCCAAACCCCUGGAAGGAGAGUUUUCAACAACUGUACAAAGGAGCUCAUGUUAAACCUGGAUUUGCAGAGCAUUUUUACAGCAAUCCAACAAGGUAUAAAGGCAGAGAAAAUAUGCUGUACUACGACACGAUUGAGGAUGCAUUAGGUGGUGUCCAGGAAGCUCACUUUGAUGGACUUAUCUUUGUGCAUUCGGGCAUCUAUACAGAUGAGUGGAUCUACAUCGAGUCCCCAAUAACAAUGAUUGGUGCAGCACCAGGAAAAGUUGCAGACAAAGUAAUAAUUGAAAACACUAGAGACUCAACAUUUGUUUUCAUGGAGGGGUCAGAAGAUGCAUAUGUUGGGUACAUGACAAUCAGGUUCAACCCUGAUGACAAGUCUGCCCAGCACCAUAAUGCACAUCAUUGUUUAGAGAUCACAGUGAACUGCAGCCCAGUCAUUGAUCACUGUAUAAUCCGCAGCACUUGCACAGUCGGCUCUGCGGUGUGUGUAAGUGGCCAGGGCGCAUGUCCGAACAUCAAACACUGUAACAUCAGUGACUGUGAAAAUGUAGGACUGUAUAUCACCGACCAUGCAGAGGGGAUUUAUGAAGACAAUGAAAUCUCCAAUAAUGCAUUAGCUGGUAUAUGGGUAAAAAAUCACGGCAACCCUAUUAUUAGGAGAAACCAUAUUCACCAUGGUCGGGAUGUUGGUGUGUUCACGUUUGACCAUGGCAUGGGUUACUUCGAAAGCUGCAACAUCCAUAGGAAUCGAAUAGCAGGCUUUGAGGUGAAAGCCUAUGCCAAUCCCACGGUGGUCAGAUGUGAAAUCCACCAUGGUCAGACGGGAGGGAUAUAUGUCCAUGAAAAAAGGGAGAGGACAGUUCUUGGAGAACAAAAUCUAUGCAAACAAUUUUGCUGGUGUAUGGAUUACCUCAAAUAGUGACCCAACCAUACGGGGAAAUGCAAUUUUUAAUGGAAACCAAGGUGGUGUGUAUAUCUUUGGUGACGGAAGAGGCCUUAUAGAAGAAAAUGACAUUUAUGGCAAUGCUUUAGCAGGAAUACAGAUACGUACAAACAGCUGCCCCAUUGUCAGGCAUAAUAAAAUCCAUGAUGGUCAACACGGUGGAAUCUAUGUGCAUGAGAAGGGACAGGGAGUAAUUGAAGAAAAUGAGGUCUAUAGUAACACAUUAGCUGGAGUUUGGGUGACAACAGGAAGUACUCCAGUGUUACGGAGGAACAGGAUACACAGCGGAAAGCAGGUCGGUGUAUACUUCUAUGACAAUGGACAUGGAGUACUAGAAGAUAAUGACAUCUAUAAUCACAUGUAUUCUGGGGUUCAAAUACGGACUGGAAGCAAUCCUAAAAUUAGACGAAACAAAAUCUGGGGAGGUCAGAAUGGUGGAAUCCUUGUUUAUAAUUCUGGGCUUGGCUUCAUUGAAGACAAUGAGAUUUUUGACAAUGCAAUGGCUGGUGUUUGGAUAAAAACAGACAGCAACCCGACGUUAAGGCGAAAUAAAAUCCAUGAUGGGAGGGAUGGAGGGAUCUGUAUAUUUAAUGGAGGCAGGGGGUUGCUGGAAGAAAAUGACAUCUUCAGGAACGCUCAAGCUGGAGUGCUCAUCAGCACUAACAGUCACCCUGUCUUAAGGAAAAACCGAAUAUUUGAUGGUUUUGCUGCAGGUAUUGAAAUUACAAACCACGCUACUGCGACCCUUGAAGGCAAUCAGAUAUUUAACAACCGCUUUGGAGGGCUAUUCUUGGCAUCUGGUGUAAAUGUUACUAUGAAAGAUAACAAAAUAAUGAACAAUCAAGAUGCUAUAGAAAAAGCAGUCACUAGAGGCCAGUGUCUGUACAAGAUUUCAAGUUAUACCAGCUACCCAAUGCACGAUUUCUACAGAUGUCACACCUGCAACACAACAGACCGCAAUGCCAUCUGUGUGAACUGCAUUAAGAAAUGUCACCAAGGACAUGAUGUAGAGUUUAUUAGGCAUGAUAGGUUCUUCUGUGACUGUGGUGCCGGAACACUGUCUAAUCCUUGUACAUUAGCUGGAGAACCCACUCACGACACAGAUACAUUAUAUGACUCUGCUCCACCUAUAGAAUCUAAUACAUUGCAACACAACUGA